This is a messenger RNA of Fundulus heteroclitus (mummichog), 906 nucleotides long. RefSeq names its product galactose-specific lectin nattectin. Bases 75 to 713 code for a protein of 212 amino acids. The record is from RefSeq and is a predicted model, not a curated record. Gene Ontology annotation, molecular function: signaling receptor activity. Lineage: Eukaryota; Metazoa; Chordata; Actinopteri; Cyprinodontiformes; Fundulidae. The transcript has 10 exons.
AGGAAAGCCGAGGCUACAGUCUGAAUCUCAACCAAAGGACAUAAGGUGAAUAUUUGACCUGCAUCGUCUCCAUCAUGAAGCUGCUGACUCUGUCAUUCCUUCUUUGUGCCCUGCUGGCUCUGAGCUUGGCUGCGGAUGCCAAGAAUGAAACCGUGACUCAGGAGGCUAAGGAGGCUGUCACUGAAGGACCCAAGAAUGAGGAAACUGUUCCAGAACCUGUAGAAGAUGGAUCUGAGGAGGAGGAAUCAGCUACAGAGGGAGAAGAAGAAACUGAAAGUGAUGCUGACACAUCAGAAAAAAGUCACGUGGCCAAGAGAGCAACAUCUUGCCCCAGUGGCUGGACAAGAUAUGGAUCUCGCUGUUUCUACUAUGUUGGAGCCAGUUACACCUGGGCUCAAGCUGAGGCCUACUGUGUGGCCCGGGGUGGAAACCUUGCAUCUGCACGGAGUUCCUCUGAAUACAACUGGCUUAGAAGCUACAUUUACAGCAGGGCUCGUUCAUAUAAAAUGACUUGGAUCGGCGGUUCAGACGCAGAGCAGGAGCGUAUGUGGUUUUGGAGUGAUGGCUCCCGCUUCAGCUAUAACUCCUGGUGCUCAGGAAUGCCGAGAACCACCACCAGUUAUAACUGCCUUGUCAUGAACUACUCAGCUUGCAGAUGCUGGUUGGACUAUCCCUGCAGUUAUCGAUACCCAUUCGUCUGUGUGAGGAAAUAAAGACCUUCACAGCAGCCUGUAAAAAAUUCAAACUAUUCUUCCAUUUCUUGAUCUAUCUCAUAUUUCUGUAAUCCUAACCUUGAAAAAGCAGGUUGAUUGUCUCUGAGGUCACGUGCCAAAGAGCAAACCUAGAUCUGCAGAGUAACCUGUACUUUCUUCUCUUUAUCCUAAUAAAAUUUCUGAAGCAUUGAAA